Messenger RNA from Cucumis melo (muskmelon), 3368 nucleotides. RefSeq lists its product as uncharacterized. Gene Ontology annotation, biological process: post-transcriptional regulation of gene expression. NCBI's taxonomy places the organism in Eukaryota, Viridiplantae, Streptophyta, Magnoliopsida, Cucurbitales, Cucurbitaceae. Gene Ontology annotation, molecular function: mRNA binding. The record is from RefSeq and is a predicted model, not a curated record. Gene Ontology annotation, cellular component: cytoplasm. The transcript has 5 exons. The coding region runs from base 719 to 2953 and encodes 744 amino acids.
UUGUAUUGAUUCGUUUUUUGAUCGUCGGAUGUUGAAAAAUCUCUCUGAUUCUUGGAUUUUGUAUAAUGAUGUUUGUUGGAGAGAGAAAAAAAAAACUUUAUGACCCAUGUUUUUGUUUUCCCUUUUCAUUGUGAGUUUAUGGCUUUUUGCUUUCUAUGAUAUGAUGUGGGUUACGGUUUCUUUUGAGGGGUUUUUUGUAUUGUGUGUGUAGUUGCGUUUUCUUGGAUUUAGUGAUCUUUCUUUUGAUGGGUUAUGUUCUCGAGCUGGAAAUCUAAUAAUGUGGUUGUUAUGAGUUCUGAUGUUUUCUUUGAUAUUUUUGGUUUUUUUUUUUUUUUUGAGGUUCUGUAGGAGUCGAUCGCUUUUCAGGGUGGAGUUUUUGUUUUUUGAAAUCUUUUUCUUGGUUUUGAAGGUUUCGUUUCUUGAAUGACUUGCUUAUUGGGCAAUCGAUCGUUUCAGAUGAUGAGAUUGUUCUUGAUGGGUUUGUGAUUGUUGAUUAAAGGAUGUUGCUAUAGAGUACUUGUUGGUUUAUUUUUGUACAACGCGAGGUUGUCAUUUCAGUUUAAAUUUGAUGUGAUUGAAGAUAUACUGAUAGUACUUUGUUCUUUUGUGAUUGUCCUGUUGGUUUUGACAUAGGAAAUAUACUAUUCUUCAUCUAAGACUUAUUACUAUUCUGGUAUAUAGGUGAUUAAGGGGGGUUUCCCGUGUACAAAAUAGAAAAAUGGGCAGUAAACUGAAGUUUGAACUUGAGAGAUUUCUUAGUGAGAAUCCAAUAGUCGCUUGUGAAAAUGUAUUUGCUGAAAAAUCUGUUCAAAAAGGAGUAUCAUCAAUGACUGCAGAUUCUUGUACUGGUUUGUCCUUGGAGAAACUUCACAGUAAUGGAAGUUUGGAGAAUGGACCGGUCUUGAUCAAUGAGUUUCAGCAAUCAAGUACUGGUCAGUUUCUGACUGGGGAAAGUAACCGGAUCGGAGUUCGAUCAUUGACAUCUGCAGUGGAGAAAUUAAGUUUGGGUGGGGAGGGGACAGGGCAAACUUGGAUGAAUCACCCCAAUUUAAUGAAUGACCAAUUUGAAAGUUAUAUGAAUAAGCAAUCGAUCAACUCUGAACCAUCAACGGUAGCUAAUCCCUCUUUGAGGUCUUCAAAUCGUGUGAGCAAUGGUUAUUAUGAAAUUUCUGUGCCAGGUCUUUCCCCUCAGCUCUCAUUUCCAGCAAGAUUCGUAUCUGAUGUCCAAAAGAAGGGGGAGGCUGGUCACCUUACACCAUUUGAGACUCCUAACUCUGCUAUGCCGUUCACUAAUGAAGUUCCUGCUAGAAAUUUGCAGUUUCCUUUAUCCUCUCAUCGUGAUCAGAUGUUGCUGAAUGGGUUAUCCCCAGUUCAUUUUAUGCACUCACAACAAAUGAAUCAUGGUGAAAUAGGUCCAAAUUGUGCAAAAGGAGAGCAGCUCCACAGCUGCAGGAUGCAAUGGCAGCAGCAAUACCUGCAUGAUCUUCAUAAUCAGCAACUAGAGCGUUCGAAUCUAUUUGAAUCUUGUGGUAAUGCUGCAUUUGGGUUGCGGUUUCAGAGUCCUAAGCAGCAACGCUUUGUCGAGGUUCCAUUUCAUCCCUGUCGUGAGCAAUCUAAACAUGAAGGAUUCUGCAAUGGGGCUGCACAUUGUGCAGCUUCAGGGAUACCAAAUCAUGCAUUUGCUUCACCUUAUCUAGAUACAUUAGAUGCACAGGAAAAAUGUUUCAAGCAAAGUUCUCCUAGAAAGGUCCCCACAAGGGCCCAUGGACUGAUCGGAGUUGAUACUGAGAAACUCAAAUAUUAUUUUAGUCAAAACGGAUUUCUUUGUCCAAGUUGUUAUGUUAGGCAGUAUGGUUUUCCUUCAACAGCCAAAGAUUGCAUCUGUCACGACAACUUUAGGGUACCUUCUAUGUUAUCUAGUAAUGCAAAUCGUAACACAGAGAUUCCACCUCUAAAAUGUAACUCUCUUGAUGAAGCCAGUGGUAAAAUAUAUCUCAUGGCUAAAGAUCAACAUGGUUGUCGCUUCUUACAACGGAUGUUCAGUGAGGGUACUAAGGAAGAUAUUGAGAUCAUUUUUGGUGAGAUCAUUCAUCAUGUUUCUGAGCUCAUGGUAGAUCCUUUUGGAAACUAUUUGAUACAGAAGCUCCUUGGAGUUUGUGAUGAGGAUCAGCGCCUUCAAAUUCUUUACAAAAUAAAUAGACCUGGUGAACUAAUUCGAAUUUCGUGUAAUAUGCAUGGGACUCGUGCUGUUCAAAAACUCAUUGAGACUCUCAAAACCCCAGAGCAAUUUUCCUUGAUUGUCUCUUUAUUGAAGACUGGUAUAGUUAUUCUCAUGAAAAAUGUAAAUGGUAACCAUGUAGCACAGCAUUGCCUGCAGUAUUUGAUGCCUGAUUAUAUUGGGUUUCUUUUUGAGGCUGCAACAAAAUCUUGUGUCGAGGUUGCAACUGAUCGUCAUGGUUGUUGUGUGCUUCAAAAAUGUCUUGCUGUUUCUGAUGCUGGACACCGAGACCGUUUGCUAAGUGAGGUUGUACGUAAUGCUUUGGUCCUUUCCCAAGAUCAGUACGGGAACUAUGUUGUGCAAUUUGCCCUCGAGCUUGCACGGUGCCCUUCUAUGCUUCCUUGGGUGACAUCUGGCAUCUUCAAACGGCUGGAGGGCCAUUUUUCAGACUUGUCCAUCCAGAAAUAUAGCAGUAAUGUUGUUGAAAGAUGUGUUUACGCCGGAGAUGAAUAUCUUGCUAAAGUCGUCGAUGAGUUGAUAAAUGACGAACGAUUCAGCCAAAUUAUGCUGAACCCAUAUGGAAACUAUGCAGUUCAAGCAGUGCUAGCUCGUUCUGGGAUCUGCAAAAGUUCUGUGCAUGCUAAACUUGUGGCUGCGAUCAGACCCCACGUCCCUUUGCUUAGGACGAACAUGUACGGGAAGAAAGUCCUUGCAGUGCUCGCAAAAACAAACUAAUUGGCACAAUGGUCAACUAAGAUUGUCUGUCUCUAACCUGCAUUCUUUUUUUUGUUGUUGUUUGUUAAGGAGGGCAUAGCUAGUGUUUUCCUCAUGUUGUUUUCUUCUCUUUUUUUCCUUGUGUUUGUAAAGAGAGCUUAGGCAAUUGACCAUGGAUUGCAAAGGCGUGCAACAUGGUUCCAUCUCCUUAUCUCAAAAAAACCGGAGAUGAAGUAUCCAUUUCGUGGAUGUUACCGUGAUGACAAACGGUUACGCAUCUGUAUUUUUUCCUUUUGUAGAUUCGUUGUUGUACUAGAGACCGAGAUGGUAAGCUUAGGCUCUUUUCAGUAAUGUAUAGACUUGCAAACUUUUGAGUAUGGUUCUUUUAAUAUGAUUGAAAAUCAUGCUCAUGUGAGGAGUCAUCUGCUUUUCCUCA